This is a messenger RNA of Rattus norvegicus (Norway rat), 7167 nucleotides long. Lineage: Eukaryota; Metazoa; Chordata; Mammalia; Rodentia; Muridae. The record is from RefSeq and is a predicted model, not a curated record.
CAGCAGGUUUCCUGUGGGCACAGUCAGUAGUAACUGCGCAAGGGAGAGCACCAGGCGCUCAGACACUCUAGCACGUUGCUGCCUUGCGUCUUCACCCUGGCCAGUGCUCCUUCAUGUAGGCGGCGGUGCUCCUGGUUUGCAGAUGGCAGAGCUGAGGCUUACAGUUGAGAUUACGUUUAGUGCUUUUGAGGACUGGCAUGAGGAGGGUGUUUGUCUCAAUCACUACUCUCUCCGUGGCCUUGCUUUCUCUUACUAACGGAUGAUGACUUCAUAAAGAGAAAAGACAAAGCCAUCCAGACAGUCGUUGACCUCUCGGAUGCUUACAAGCCCCGGCGAAAGUACAGACGGCAGCAGGGAGCAGAGGAGCUACUGGACGAGGAGUCCCGGGUCCACUCCACGCUUCUGGAAUAUGGCAGGAGACACGGCUUUAGUCGUCAGAGCAAGACAGAGAAGGCUGAGGACAAGAAAACAGCGCUUGCUGCGGGGCUCUCAGCUGCAGAGAAAACGGAUGCUCACGAGGAAGAUGAGCUUCAAGCAGCUGAGGAGCAACGAAUUCAGUCACUGAUGACCAAGAUGACCGCCAUGGCAAAUGAGGAGAGCCGUCUCACCGCAAGCUCCGUGGGCCAGAUCGUGGGUCUCUGCUCCGCCGAGAUCAAACAGAUUGUGUCUGAGUACGAAGGGAAGCAGUCUGAGCUGUCCGCUGAAGAAAGUCCAGAGAAAUUAGGAACCUCCCAACUGCAUCAGCGGAAGGUCAUUUCCUUGAAUAAACAGAUUCUGCAGAAGACCAAACAUCUAGAAGAGCUGCAAGCGAAUCAUACCAGCCUCCAAGCCAAGUACAGCGACAAGAAGAAGACGCUGACAGAGCUGAAGAAUCACGGUGAGAAACUAGACCAAGAGCAGGCAGCCCUGGAGAAGUUAGAAGCCAAAGCCGACCCGAGCAUUCUGCAGAACCUGAGAGCACUCGUCGCCAUGAAUGAAAGUCUGAAAAGCCAGGAACAGGAGUUUAAAGCGCACUGCCGGGAGGAGAUGGCUCGGCUCCAACAGGAAAUUGAGAUCCUGAAAGCCGAGAGAGCGCCAGGCGAGAAGACUAUCUCCAGCGGAGAGCCGCAGGGUGCCCUGACCUCCACCAUGACUCACAAUGAGGACCUGGACAGACGGUACAACAUGGAAAAAGAGAAGCUGUACAAGAUCCGGUUACUACAGGCAAGAAGAAAUCGAGAAAUAGCGAUUUUGCACCGCAAGAUUGAUGAAGUGCCCAGUCGAGCAGAGCUGAUACAGUAUCAGAAGCGAUUUAUUGAGCUCUACCGUCAGAUUUCCGCGGUGCACAAGGAGACCAAGCAGUUCUUCACUUUGUACAAUACCCUGGAUGACAAAAAGGUUUAUCUAGAAAAGGAGAUUAGCCUGCUAAACUCAAUUCAUGAGAACUUCUCACAAGCCAUGGCCUCCCCUGCUGCCCGGGACCAGUUUUUAAGGCAGAUGGAACAGAUCGUCGAAGGCAUUAAACAAAGCAGGAUGAAGAUGGAAAAGAAGAAGCAGGAGAACAAGAUGAGAAGGGACCAGUUGAACGAUCAGUACUUGGAGCUCCUGGAAAAGCAGCGGCUCUACUUCAAGACUGUAAAAGAGUUCAAAGAGGAGGGCCGAAAGAAUGAGCUAUUACUGUCUAAGAUCAAAGCCAAGGCCUCCUGAAAAAUCCUCCUCCAUUUCGGUAUGACAUUGAUAUUUUUUUAAUGACGUGUAUAGACUACGGGAUCUUGAGAUGGUUCUGCAGAUGAUGGCGGAGAGGUGCAGGAGGAUUGAUUUCAGCUCUGCAGACGGAUGUUCUCUUUCUCCUACUUGUUUCAUUUCCAUCUCUUCUGGCUACGGCUGAUGGACUCAGAGUAACACCAUGGUGUGGAUGACACAUAGAAACCUACGAAGAAGCGUGGGCAGUGCCCACUCUCUCAGUCCAUUCAACUUCUAUUUCUUCAGUGACAUUGCAUUUAUGAAGGUACCCGGAUGUGUGAGGCCCUGAAAAUAAAGAGCUUUAUGUUCAGCAAGUAUUGAGCAACUGCUCAGAAAUAAACCCUGAGGUAAAUGCAGCUGACACUGUUCCUGCCCCUCUGGCAUCUAGUAGGGGCUCAAAGAGCAGAUACAACCCUCUUGCCCCCAGAAACCUGUCCCCUGAGAUCUUUCAGAAGGCUGCUGGGUAAGCAGCCAGCCCAUUCACCUACCGUUGUGCCUUUUGUUCUGGCUUCUCACAGUGCGUACGGGCUGGGCUGGGGUGCAGGGCAGUUAGCCCACAGGUGUAGAGACAGAAGCGGGUGAGGCUCGGGUUUACUAGAGUCCACCCAUUUGUGUUGUGGAGACUGAUACAAAGUGACCAUGCUUUGGUGUGGCCUUGGUAUGUCCUGCCCUCAGGCUGGUGAGGGAAACAUGUGAGGGUGGCUCCAGUGUGGCUCCUUUAACCCUGCAUGAGGCCCAGGCUUACUUGAUGGGAAGAUUGUAAAUGCACCUUUCACUGAGGACACUUCAGUAAGAGUUGAAGCUCUCCAUAUGCACAGGUCAGACAAGGGGAAAGACAGCAGGUGCUGCGCAUGGAGGAAAAGAAGGCAAGAAGCCUCCACGGAGCAAACAGCAUUUGGGCGAGAGCUGAAAGGAAUAGGAUGUUAGCUGUGGUGGGAAGGAGGGCCUUUAAUAACCCCUAAAGGCUUGGCUUUAGCCUCUGGAAAUAAGCAGACCAAAGCAAUCACAGAGCAUCCCCAGUCCCCGGGUGUCAGGAACCUAACAACUGGGUCACUCAGUAAACUCCAGUGUGAGGUUUGUGUUCCGUUCUGCAUAAACUUAACACACACAUGAACUGAACAGCAGGUCGGGACCAUUAAACAGAAGCAGGCGGGGCACUGGGCAGUCACAGAGCAUUUCUCAAUGUUAGUUUCCUAAUGUAUGGUUAAGAGGCAUGACGCAUGCACACUGAGAGGAAAGAAAAGAGGCUGGGUCCCGGUCAGUAGAGUGCUUGCCUAGAUUCCAUCCUUCACAUCACAUGACUAGACAUGGUUGUACAUACUUGUGACAGAGGCAGGAGGAUAGGACAUUGAGUGUAUCCUAGGCUAAACAACAAACUGCAAGCCAGCCUGGCCACAAAAGAAAAGCCCAUGCAGACAUAAUAACAUCAGCAGCUAAACCAGGGCCACGGAGCUGUGGUGAGCUGGGUAGGAACAGCAGCAACUACAGAGCCACUGCCCUGGGCCAGCACACUCUGGUGAGCUCUGUGCACUCUAACUCCACAGGGACCUGCGUGGUCAUGGGAGCACUGGGAAGAGGCUCGGCUGAAAUAAAUACUGUAAAAUAAUAAUAAUGUUUUGACCAUGUUAGAACUAUUCUAAUUCAGAAGAGAGGAUCAUCUGUGUAUUCUUGAGAGGAAACUAAUUCACUUUGGCUAAUGUCAGUGUUUGAACAGAGGUGUAGGGAGGGAAGUGGGAGCAGGAGAGGUUCGGGGUUAGUGGGGUCUGCCUGUCUGUGUCUGGGAGAGGUAUGGAAUAACCGAUCUAAAGCAACUGUAACUGGCUUGGGAAGUGGGGCCCUUCAUUUGGUGCUGAUUCUAGGGAGUUUCUUUUGGUGUGGUCAUAGGCAUGAUCAACUACAGGCUGCCUGUAGCAGAGUACAGCUGUGAGUGUGUAGAACACAGAUUAUUUUUAAAGUCCAUUACACUGCGUACUCUGUGUGAGCAUGGCGGUGUCAUGUUGUGAAAGUAAAGGGUUGGUCUCUCCUAGUACAGAGAUUAGGCUGGUAACUCCUGGCAGAGGGAGAUCGGUGGGUACUUUCUCCCACUUCUUAAUCUGUGAGGCUCAUGAGAGAUGAUGAGAGAGGUUCCUGUCACUCAUUCGACAGUACCAGGUACAAACUCCUUCCUGAGGAGCAGGCAACAGAUCUAAGCAGAAUGCAAGUGGCUGACCUAUGCCACUACGACUCCAGUGUUCUCGCCUUGCCUGGCAGGCUGGUAUUACAGUCUGCAAGUCCAUAGCUGGGUAAGACUGUUGCUGCCACCAUCACCCCAGCUGUCUGUGUAGCAACGUCUGACACUGUGAAAGGUAGAACAGAGAGGAGACUUUGAGCUCAGCUCUAUCUUGAUUCCUACAGGCAAAGUACAUGGUAUCUAAAGCAGUAAUGACUUACUGUCUGGUUCUGAUGAGCAGCGAUGAGCAGUGACCAACCUGUAGUGUUGUGGAGCCUUAUGGGUAGGCUGUGUUACCUAGGUCUUUGAAUGAGACCAUAGAAGCUAGCCCUGAGAAUCCUACAUUUUCAUCAGACACCCCAGAACAUAGACAACCCCUCUGUGGGUGAUCCCAGCAUGAGGUGGGCUGCACAGUCUGAUGUUAUUAUUGGGUGAGGAGAUUCCCUGAGACCCCUGGUCAUGUCAGAAUCUACCUGGAGACCUGUGGAAGGGAGGAGCCUCCCAGGCCAGUGUCUUCUGUACCCAGACAUAGUACAGCCUUGUGUUUGGAGCCCACUGGCUUUUACCAGAACUGUAAGAUGGGUGGGGAAACAUCUGUAGGUGACUGUUUUUUGAGCACGCACUUUAAGAGAAACCAGAUUCAGAGGGUGCUUGUUCACGGGGCUGGCUUCCAGCCAGCAUUCUCAGGACCAGCCUCUGGGUUAGGAGCUGCCACCUCUCCCACAUGCUUUCCAUGAAGUACCUGAGGGUGCUCUGGUUGAGACCACGCUCAGAGCAACUGUGAGCAGGGUGAGGCGAUGGUGGAAGGUCUGGGAGGAUGUAGGGACAUUCUGCUCUUCUCCAUGUUCGUUGGUCAGUCAGCACCAAGGGGCACUAUGGAAUAGCUUCCAAGGGUGUUCUUGUAAUGAAGCAGUCUGUGUUGGCCUAAGCUCCUGUUAGCCCGAUCUUCUGGAUCAGGGUCUGGCUUGUAGCACUUGAUUCAAGAACAGGGAAGACACAGGCUUGUGGUGGAACCAAACCCACACUGGUCACCACAGAAGGCUUUCUUCUCCAGACUGUUUCUGGGGACCUCUCAGGACAAAGCCUGGGGCAGGCCUUCCAGCAGCUCUUACUACCUCCUCGGGUGCCAUUCCCAUCGCUGGUCUCUUUGGCAGUCUCUUGUCUUUCCUAUCUUUAAUACUCUAGACGCUUCCUGAAGGGGCAGCUGAGACACCCAGCCUCACCUGCAGCCUCUAUCUCCAUCCCUUCUGCCUCCCCUUGACUCUGUCUUGCCUGCCUUCCAGGCGGUGGAAGCCGGGCAUCCUAGCAGUAACGUCCUACACGGACCUUGGCUUGUGAAGGUUUAGGCAGUUGAACUGAAUUAUGGUCUGAGAGGUGCCGUAAGGACGUGUUUGAUGAUGUAUUCAUCGCCAGGGUUGGUCACUGAGACAAAGACCUUAGUGCAGAUUAGUACAGUGAGGAGCCCGGUAACAUGGGUGGUGUCUGUGGCAGCUGAGCCAGGCUGGAGGAAGAGCCGCCUGGGAUGCAUCUUAAGAGUUUGCCAGGCUCUCCCUCCUAGCAGCAGGUGGCAGUGAGCCAAAUGGUGUGUAAAACAUAAUGGAAGCGGGGAAUAACUCGGUCAGUAAAGCCUGAGGACUGAAGUUAGGAUCCCCAGGAUCAAAGCCAGGCACAGCAGUGUGCCCUUGUAUUCACAGCACUAGAGAGGUGGAGACAAAGGAUCCCCGGGGCUCACUGACCACCCAGACUAGCUGAAUUGGUAAGCUUCAAUUCAGUGAAAAAAAAAACCUGUCUUUAAAAUUAGGUCGAGAGGCAUCUGAGUUGACCUCUGACCUUCACAUGCACAGGCACAUGCAUAUACAUGUACACAUAUAGGAAGGUGCACACACACACAAAAAGUAAUGUAUUUUCCUUCUCAGAAUAACUGUGUAUAAGAUCAUGAGCAGGGCUUUAGUGCCUCAUAUGCGUGUGUUUGACACCAUGGGGAGUCGCUGCUUCUGUGUCCUGAUUGGCCUGUAUCAAUUUCCCAGCUGGCCAAACUCACCCUCAUUGAUACUCUCCACGAUUGAUAUGUCUGGUCCCUUCCACGAUUUUCGGUUGUCUUCACACGGGCCUGGCCAUAUCACUCAUCACAUUCCUGUCGUCUGUCCUAAUGACACACGUCACUGCUUAAGGUCCAUGAUUCUUUGCAAGGCCUACAUCUUCCCUCUUUGGAAUGUGUCAGGGCAGGGCGGCGGAAGCAGGGACCCUGCCCAGCUCACUGUGGCCCGUUAGGCAGAGCAUUGCACUGGGUUAAGUCGGCUCCCCAGACUGUCAUCUUUGCACCCCACUGUAGCAAAAGACAGAUUGAACCCAAUCUGUGCUCAGGUUUACACAGGCUGUCCGGUCUACUCAGCAGCGCUAGAGAAGCCCUCUGAGGGGUGUUGUAUGCUCAUUGGAAGGUUGAAUGGAAGGUUCCUUGAAAGUGGGAAUGGAGAAAGUUUUCCAGUAGUUUCCAGGCCACCCUCUGGAGAUGUGCAGUAUUGCGGCAGGGAGGGCACAUUAAUGUCAAGUAGGAUCAUUAGUGUGUUCUCCCUUCAGAUGUGGUAGAUGGAUCUUAGCUGCAUGAUGGAAGAAAACGGUGGUGCCGUAGAGUUGUGGGCAGCAGCACACCAUGCAGUAAUGACAGCCUGCAAGCCUCCAGCCUCCUUGGAGGACAGUUGAAUAACGUCAGGAAUCCCAUUGUACUGCCUUUUGAACCAGCAGUGCCACACGCAGGAACUUUUCCUAUGUAUAGAAACUUUUAUUAAAGCAAUGUUUGUAAUAACAUGCAGUUAGAAACUACCAUUAGAUCAGAAGAGAGAUGAAGAAGCACGACCCAUCUCUACAGUGGGGCCCUUUGCAGACACGUAAACGAGCAGACUCUGUGUAUUGCCAGGGAACGUUCCAGGGAUCUUGGAGCCACGUGGUUUAGGUGGGGGAAGAAAACAUGCAUGACCAUGAAUGAGAUGCUAGCGUUUGGAAUAGAGAUAAAUACAUGUAGGUGUGUGGGUGCCUAUGUGCGUGUGUGCACCCACACAUGCGCCUGUGAUGUGUCUGCUUGCCUGUUCCCGGACUGUCUCUGAGAAGUGACACAGUAGCCUCGGUUGCUGCUCAGAAGAGGGUGGAAAUGACUUUUCACCGUUUGCCUUUUGUACUCGGGAAUUUUGUACCAUGUACAUGCAUUACCUACUCAAAAAUAAAUAGUUUUUGAAGUUUAA